Messenger RNA from Ogataea philodendri, 1830 nucleotides. RefSeq lists its product as uncharacterized. The record is from RefSeq and is a predicted model, not a curated record. NCBI's taxonomy places the organism in Eukaryota, Fungi, Ascomycota, Pichiomycetes, Pichiales, Pichiaceae. Bases 1 to 1830 code for a protein of 609 amino acids. The transcript is spliced from 4 exons.
AUGCUAAAAAUGGAAGAAGCUCUGGUCUGGGGCGACCCGAAGCUCGAUACGCUCGACGCGGACCGGCUGAUUCUCAACGGACGCAUCCUGGAAGGCCGGUACGCCUGGUCUCUCUGCGCAAGCGACUUGAGCGGCCUCGAGUACGGAACAUUGUACACUAUCAGGUCGUCAGGCAGCUCGUCGUCCGAGAGAAAAUCGACUGCGUCCACCAUAUCCGACCCAUGGAGCAUCUCUGCGCGACAAAAAUUCCAACGCGACACAACGCGCAUGGACGUGUCUGAGAAUGAGCAAAGGGCCCUCUCCAACAAUGGCAUUUUCGUCUGGCCAGACCGUACAAGCGAACACAGGGCUCAUGGAGCUGGAAUUGUAUGUACACGUGCUCUUUUUGCUGUUCUUCUUGAGUCCCGAUCCAGAGCAUGUGUCACACUGACAAACAGCUCUGUAGUCCAGAGCAGCCCUGGUUCCGAAAAUGGCCUCCCGGAACGUGAUGGACUUGAGAAUUUCAACGUCUUCUCCUUGGAAAUGCUGCACACCCCCACGCUGUCUACCACCGCCACCCAUUCCUCCAAACAGGUCCUCGAAAUUGAAGCCAAAUCCUUCAAACGGAUUGCCACCGCCUUGGAACCCUCCAAACGGAUUGCCGCCGUGAGCCCCACCGAACCCACCGGCUCCCGCGUUUGGAUCAAAUGCAGAAGCUCCAAAUUGGUCGUACUGCUGUUUCUUCUGAGGGUCGCUCAAUAUGUCAUACGCUUCUUGCAGCUGGUGGAACUUCUUCUCGGCUCCUUGUUCCUUGUUGAUGUCUGGGUGCUUCUGGACUUUUUGGUCUUGUGUUCCUCUUCUUCUGUCUUGUCGGUGACCACCUCUUUCCCUUCCUCGUCGUACUGUCGUUUGGCCGUGACAGAUUCUGCUCCCAGCUUGAGUCUGGUCAAUUCCUUGGUGAUUUUACCCUUUGGCCCCCAAAUCAAGAAUCCAACGUUCUUGGAGACAUAUUCCAGCAAAUCAUUGAGGAACUUGAUCCACUCAUACUUCUCCAUCAAUGAGUCAUCCUCCUUGACCUUCAUUAAAUUCUCCUUCCUGGACUCGCAUCUUGCGAGGAAAUCCAGCUCUGCGGGUGUGAACAACGUGGAGUUUCGCACAAUUGGUUGUUUAGUGGCAUCGAAGUCUGGCUGUUUUCUCUUCAGCAGCACCUCGUCCAAGUUGUCUGGGAACAGGUCCUUGAUGAUCUCGUCUUUGGAACGGUCGCCCAGCUCAAUUGCCGAAAUGAAAGCUUGCGUUUUCAGCUCAAGAAACAAAAUGGCAUGCGACUUGAGGAACUUGGUUUGGUUGUUUGGAGCUCUGCUGCUUUGGGAGAAGGGGAACGACGAGCUCAACAACGUCGAUUGUAAUGUGUUAUCCUGUUUGAGAUUAGAAAGCGAUCUGGUUGGGUCCAAGUUCUGCGGUGGACAGAAAACGUCUAGGAAUGCCUCGUUUAAAAAAAAGAAUCCCAGAUCGAUCAGCCCAAGCGUGGCUAGCAAAAAGGUGGCAAGGUUCACUUUACGAAGCGUACCUUCAAUGGUGUCCUCUUUGCCGCGGAAGAAAUCUGGAGCGGCCUCGCCAUAUUUCCAAACACCAAAAGUGACAUUUUCCAAGGUGAAAAACGGACUUUCUUCAGAAUUGUACACUCUUUUUGUUGUUUCGAACAGCUCGAUCAAAUUGCCAAAGGCAAUACCUGCGAAAGAAUCACGAUUGGAAACCAGUUCCAUUAUCUUCUGGUACGGUCCUUGCGAGAUGAUUCUCAGGAUUUGCGUUGCCAAGUUGUCCAGAACAGGCAGGGUGUUUAUGAGCAGUUGA